AUGUCCUCACCAAUCAACGAUUUCCAAACACUCCUCGAUUCACAGGUCGGGAGACUACCAAGACGAUCGUGGCCUGUACCCAGAGGUCCGUCAAAGAAACAGAAUAUACCGAUCAACUCCUUGCGCUUCCAGGGAGCUGCCUGGGCUACUGCGGGUGGUGGUAUGUGUGCGACACUGCAUGGAGCAUAUAAGAUCUUUCGGAAUUUCCGUGGAUUUAGAUAUAUCUGA
Molecule: messenger RNA, 228 nt
Organism: Penicillium crustosum
Lineage: Eukaryota; Fungi; Ascomycota; Eurotiomycetes; Eurotiales; Aspergillaceae
Exons: 2
Coding region: 1-228 (75 amino acids)
Source: RefSeq, a predicted model, not a curated record